Messenger RNA from Puma concolor (puma), 1857 nucleotides. It is a transcript of the gene CDCA7L, whose product is annotated as cell division cycle associated 7 like. NCBI's taxonomy places the organism in Eukaryota, Metazoa, Chordata, Mammalia, Carnivora, Felidae. Gene Ontology annotation, cellular component: nucleus. Gene Ontology annotation, biological process: regulation of DNA-templated transcription. The record is from RefSeq and is a predicted model, not a curated record.
AGGCUCUGCGGCCGCAGGGCGCCAAACAGCAGUCUCUCCUUCACUGGGCGAACUCUGCCUGGGGUUCACUUCAAGGCCCCGGGGGAGGAUGGCAUAAACCGGGAACCUGCCUGACAGGUGAGAACCUCCUGGAGCCAGCGGUGUGCCCAGGAAGGUCCCUUCGGGCCCCUCCCAGUGUUCUGGUGUCCAUCUGUUCAAGGAGCUGGUAGCAAUUCCAGCAUGUUCCUGAGCGCUUAUUGCUCCUGGGAAUCCAAGUUCCCUUCCCCGGAGCAGAUUCCAGUUACUGUUGCCUGGCCAGCCACCACGGAGGAUUCUCGUAGCCGGGGAUGCUGUGCUGCUUCCAACAUGCUGCAGGAACUAUGAUUUGUUGUCUAAAAUCUGAUGGCCAGCGGGUAUCCCCAGUGGGACCAGGGCUUUGUUGAGUGUUUCCUGAAUUCUUUCCUGUUCUCCUAGUCAUGAAAAGCUAUCAGCGAUCUUGAGAUCCCUAAAGAAGUGGCUGACAUCUUUAACGCCCCCAGUGAUGAUGAAGAGUUUGUCGGUUUCCAAGAUGAUGUUCCCAUGGAAACCUUCUCAUCAGAAGAGAGCUGUGAUAGUUUUGACUCUCUGGAGCCAGGGAAACAGCAGGAUGUGCGUUUCCAUUCUAAAUACUUCACAGAAGAGCUAAGAAGAAUUUUUAUAGAGGACACUGACUCAGAAACGGAAGAAUUUGAAGGAUUUACACAGAAUGAUCUGAAUGUAAACAGUAACCCAGAAGUAAUGCUUGUGGAGUCAGAUUUGAGCGAUGCUGGUAAGGUGUCUUCAGCGAGUGAAGAAGAGGAGGAAGAAGAAAAGGCUACACCCAGGAGAAGCAGGCCGAGGAGAAGCAGUAUUGGUCUUCGAGUAGCCUUUCAAUUCCCCACCAAAAAACUGGCAAAAAAAUCUGAUGACAGUUCUUCUGAGCCGCUAUUUCCUAGCAAACGCUUACAGGACAAUAAAAAAGCAAUUCUUGGAAGAAAGAGAAGCUGCAGACAGGGGAAGGAAAGGGAAGAUUCGGUGUCUGAAUCUGAGGAUGACUCCAGGGAUGAGGGCCAGGAGAGCUCGGAUGCGCUGCUGAAAAGGACCAUGAACAUCAAGGAGAACAAAGCCAUGCUGGCUCAGUUAUUGGCAGAACUGAACUCAAUGCCGGAUUUCUUCCCAGUACGAACCCCAAACUCAGCCUCUAAGAAGAGAACAGUGAGGCGGGCUUUCUCCGAGGGACAGAUCACAAGACGCACUAACCCCACCCGGAGUGCGCGGCCUCCUGAGAAAUUUGCCUUGGAGAACUUCACUGUCUCUGCUGCCAAAUUUGCAGAAGAGUUUUACAGUUUCAGGAGAAGGAAGACAAUUAGCGGGGGGAAAUGCCAGGCGUAUAGACGGCGUCACCGUGUAUCUUCCUUUCGGCCAGUGGAGGAUAUCACUGAAGAGGACUUAGAAAAUGUUGCCAUCACCGUUCGAGAUAAAAUCUACGAUAAAGUUCUGGGCAACACUUGCCAUCAGUGCAGGCAGAAGACCAUCGACACCAAGACGGUGUGUCGGAACCAGGGCUGCGGUGGGGUCCGAGGACAGUUCUGUGGGCCGUGCCUGCGGAAUCGCUACGGGGAGGACGUGAGAUCUGCACUGCUGGACCCGGAUUGGAUGUGUCCUCCCUGCCGUGGGAUCUGCAAUUGCAGUUACUGUCGCAAGCGUGAUGGCCGCUGUGCCACAGGGAUCCUCAUUCACCUAGCCAAGUUUUACGGUUACAAUAAUGUUAAGGAAUACCUGGAGAGCUUACAGAAGCAGCUGGUAGAAGAUGAUUAAGAACAAAACCAGCCACCUCACCGUAAAGAACUCUAGCAACAU